Molecule: messenger RNA, 1871 nt
Organism: Manis pentadactyla (Chinese pangolin)
Lineage: Eukaryota; Metazoa; Chordata; Mammalia; Pholidota; Manidae
Gene: SNX7
Product: sorting nexin 7
Exons: 9
Coding region: 141-1544 (467 amino acids)
Molecular function (GO): phosphatidylinositol binding
Source: RefSeq, a predicted model, not a curated record
ACUCCCGCGUCUCCCGCAGGCCCCAGGCUGGAUGGGGGACGAGCUCCGCUCCCGCGCUCGCAGCGCCGUUUCCGCGUCUGCGCAGCGGGCGAGGGGCUGGAACGGGGCCGAUCGGGGAGGUGCAGGACGCGCGGGAGCCAAUGGGCAGGCUCGGGGGAGCCGGGCUGGCAGCGGCGGCCGGCCGGGCGCGCACUCUCGGGAUGGAGGGCGAGCGCCGGGCGUCUCAGCCGCGCGCCGCGGGCCUCCCAGCCGGCGGCGCCGGAGAGGAGAGCCCGGGGGAUGCCGAGCCCGUCCCGGGCAGCAGCGGCUCCUCCUCCCUGCUGCAGGCCGAGGUGCUGGAUCUGGACGAGGACGAGGACGACCUGGAGGUAUUCAGUAAGGAUGCCUCAUUGAUGGACAUGAAUUCCUUUAGUCCUGUGAUGCCAACAUCCCCUUUAUCAAUGAUAAACCAAGUCAAGUUUGAAGAUGAGCCAGAUUUGAAAGAUCUCUUCAUCACAGUUGAUGAACCUGAAAGCCAUGUUACUACAAUUGAAACUUUCAUUACUUACAGGAUUAUUACCAAGACAUCUCGUGGGGAAUUUGACUCCAGUGAAUUUGAAGUUAGGAGACGGUAUCAAGAUUUCCUUUGGUUGAAAGGAAAACUCGAAGAAGCACACCCCACACUGAUUAUCCCACCGUUGCCAGAAAAGUUCAUAGUGAAAGGAAUGGUGGAGCGCUUUAAUGAUGACUUCAUUGAGACACGCAGGAAGGCGUUACAUAAAUUCUUGAACCGAAUUGCUGAUCAUCCAACUUUAACAUUUAAUGAAGACUUCAAAGUUUUUCUUACUGCACAAGCUUGGGAACUCUCUUCUCACAAGAAGCAAGGGCCUGGAUUCCUCAGCAGGAUGGGGCAGACAGUCAGAGCUGUUGCAAUGUCGAUGAGAGGAGUUAAAAGCCGCCCAGAGGAGUUCAUGGAAAUGAACAACCUUAUUGAAAUAUUUAGCCAUAAAAUUAACUUGAUAGAUAAAAUAUCUCAGAGAAUUUACAAGGAGGAAAGGGAAUAUUUUGAUGAAAUGAAAGAAUAUGGCCCAAUUCAUAUUCUGUGGUCAGCGUCAGAAGAAGAUCUGGUUGAUAUUCUAAAAGGUGUUGCCAGCUGUAUUGACAAAAGCUGUCAAGCCACUGAAAAAAGGAUGUCUGGACUCACAGAGGCCCUUCUUCCUGUCGUACAUGAGUAUGUGCUUUAUAGUGAAAUGUUAAUGGAUGUUAUGAAAAGAAGAGACCAAAUACAAGGAGAACUGGAUUCCAAAGUUGAAAUUUUGUCCUAUAAAAAGACAGAUAUUGAUCUGCUUGUAGAAGAGAUUGGAAAACUUGAAGAUAAAGUGGAAUGUGCUAAUAAUGCCCUGAAAGCAGAUUGGGAAAGAUGGAAACAAAAUAUGCAUAAUGAUAUCAGAUCAGCGUUUACAGAUAUGGCUGAGGAGAGUAUCCACUAUUAUGAACAGUGCCUUGCUGCGUGGGAGUCCUUCUGUGCAUCGCAGACUGACCUCCACUUGGAAGAUGAACCCUAAUCCCAUUGAGCUUCUGUGUGAUCUUUGGGAGACAGCAUCUAUUCCACUAGCCAAAGUAAUUCUGGAUGGCCCAUGUCUUUUAUAAAGUGGAUCAAAAAUGUCUUGCAGUAUCUGGAAAACCAAUAACAUGAAACUCAGGUAUUCCAGAUAAUUGGUAUGAAUUUGGAGAUAUAUAUAUAUAUAUAUUUAGCUUAGUUUUCAUUGGUUUAAUUAUGUAAUUUGUAUGCCAAUUACAUAUAGAAUUUUUUUUCUUAAAUAUUUGUGGAAUAUGUCAUUUUAAAUAUAUUGUAAAGAUACAGUUUUAAUAAAAAGUUUAUUAUGAAAUAA